This is a messenger RNA of Patella vulgata (common limpet), 1385 nucleotides long. RefSeq lists its product as uncharacterized. The transcript has 6 exons. The coding region runs from base 26 to 1303 and encodes 425 amino acids. The record is from RefSeq and is a predicted model, not a curated record. Lineage: Eukaryota; Metazoa; Mollusca; Gastropoda; Patellidae.
GUCCUCGGCUGGUUACAGAUAGGACAUGGUUGGGUUUCUGGCUUUCGUGCUAGCGUCUGUUCUUUCAGCCGGCAUACAGGGAGCCUCGGUUAAAAAAUUAGGAACGUUCUCAGCACCUCAUGCUGCCUUUAUAGAAGUUGUAGAAGACACGCAUGCGAGUUCAGCGAAGGAUAAAUAUCAUUUAUUUAUAUCAAGUUUCAACGCAGUUCCUCUUAGUAAAGAUCAUGUGUAUGAAGUGACGAAGAUCGGGUCUCACCUUCAUAACGUCGCCGGCAUCAAAGUCAUCACAGCUACAUCAUCUGUUACCUGGCCGAAUGAAGUUGGCGCGGUACCAGAAAGUGUAUUUCACAAGAAUAUGAUGAGUGUAUCCGGUGGUUUUCUGGUGCCACUAAAGGCACAUGGCGUCAUAGAUCUGUUCGAUUAUUCAUCCGCUCCACCAAAAGGACCUUACAGAAUCACCGAUAACUCUGCCGAUGCUGCUUGGUUCUACCACAGAGUUCAAUGGAAGGAUAUGAACGGUGAUGGCCGAGUUGAUGCCGUGUCCUGUAGAGCUAAGAAACCCAUUUUAUUUGGAAGCGAGGACGGUGAAUUGGUUUGGUUUGAACAGCCAUCUUCUGGUGCUCUUUCAUCCACGUGGAAAACCCACGUGUUAGCUCAUGGUCCUGAUGUGUAUUUUGAAAUAACCAGUCUACCAACAUCAAAUGGUAAAAUGGAUUGUAUUGUCACAGCUGGCUUCUUCUCUAAAUCUCUCAACAUCUACUGGACAACAGAUCCACAUGGCAGAUGGAAUGAUGCUUCUAAGAUUAAAAGCCGUGUAAUAGACAACCAUAUCAAGGCCGUGUUUGACGUAAAGGUUGUUGAUCUUGACAAAGAUGGCAAACUUGAUCUACUGGUCACUAGUAAUGAUGCUAGAAAUGCUGGGAUGUACGCGUUUGAAAUACCUUCAGAUUUCAGAACUGGAACAUUUAAACAGCAUGUCAUUGCUACUGGUUUCGCUUCUCGUGCAUCAGGAAUGGGCAAGGGAGCACCAGGAUCACCGGAAGUAGUUUACGAGAACGAACAUCAUAAAACCGGGAAACCGAUGAUAAUUUUAUCAGGCGAUGAUGAUGGUCGAGCUCAUUUAUUAAAACCAAGAUCAACAUCACAUGGUGAUUUUACAUAUUCUAUGGAGACCAUCUUGGAUGUAGGAUCUGGUACCGUGGGUAAAAUAGCCCAUAAAGAUGUAGAUGGCGAUGGCUAUCCAGAAGUAUUUAUACCAGCAUAUAAUGCCGGCAAGGUGUAUGUGUAUACAUUCAAACCAUAAUAUUUAUACCAGCAUAUAAUUCCGGCAAGGUGUGUGUGUAUACAUUUAAACCAUAAUAUUGUAAUAAAAUCAUUCUAAAAUA